Molecule: messenger RNA, 2114 nt
Organism: Sebastes umbrosus (honeycomb rockfish)
Lineage: Eukaryota; Metazoa; Chordata; Actinopteri; Perciformes; Sebastidae
Gene: ankar
Product: ankyrin and armadillo repeat containing
Exons: 13
Coding region: 87-1802 (571 amino acids)
Biological process (GO): nucleus-vacuole junction assembly
Molecular function (GO): protein binding; protein-membrane adaptor activity
Source: RefSeq, a predicted model, not a curated record
CGUGUCUAUGUGCAGGUUGUGUGAGUGACACAGACAGACAGGCAGGUGAGGCAGGUAGGUACCUCUUUUCUGCUGAAGAUGUGGUCAUGGCUUCUGGCUUUUGUGAAAAUUGCUCCCGACUGCUCAAAGAAUUCAUCGUUCAUUUGAGGAAAGUUUGCAGAGAGUUUGAGCAGAAAAUAAGGGAGGUUUUCAGGGAACUUUGUCAGUGCACCUGCUUCAGGAAGAAUACACCUGAGAGGAGUUUCCUCGUGAGGAGAAGGACGCGAGAGGUGCUCUCUUUACACCUGCUGUAUGAUGAUGAACCACUAAAUCAGGAAAGUCUACAGACACUGAGCAGACUUGCAACCUCAGAAAACACUGAUCUACAAAUGACUGCAGCCGUGUAUUAUUUACACCUCAGUCAUCACUUGAAAUCGCCCUUACCAGACGCCUUCAUGGAGCCCGUCAUGACCUUACUUUUAUCAACUGACCUAGAUGUGCAAAAGACUACCUCUCUCUCCUUGGUCAAUCUGUUAGUCAAGAAUAAUGUGUGCAAAGAGUUGGUGAUUGAAAUGGGGAUGCUGGUGCCGAUACUGGAGUUGUUCCAGUCUGGUGAUGCCGCCGCUCAGUGUCACUCGUGUGCCUGCGUUGCCUUGCUGGCCUCCUCAGAAUCAAACCUGGAAGCCAUCAUGGUGGAUGGAGUCAUGCCACUGUUAGCGUUAGCAAAAUCCUACGAGCCACCGGUGCAACAGAACGCCACCUGGGCUCUGUUGCACCUCACCCAGUCAGAUUGGUCAAUGAGGAUCUUGUGUCAAGCAGGAGCCAUUCCUAUCCUGGUUCUUCUGCUGCAGUCCUCAGAUUCACAGGUUCAGUUUAACAGCUGCAGCGCUCUGUGCAACAUCGCCGCCGUCCAGGAGCAUCACCCAAAGCUGUUCAGCUUCGGGGGGCAUUUUUUGUUAAAGUCUCUUUUGACUCUCGUGUCUUCCUCUGUGCAAAAGAAUUCAACCCAAGCAUGUAGAUGCCUACAAACUCUCUCAAAGAACGUUCUGAUCCAGGAGCAGCUGAUGGAGCUCGACUGUGUGCUGCCUCUGAAGGCGGCGCUGCUGAAAACCUCUUCUCCUGUGUGGAUAGAAUCAGCCAUAACACUACUGUCUGCGCUGUCGGCACACCCACCAAACAAUGACAUCCUGGUGAGUGAAGGACUGUUGGAGGAAAUCGGUCAGCUGCUUCAUCAUCACACAUCCAGCUCUGUCAUUGUCACACAUAGCUGCAAGAUAAUCACCGACCUGUGUAGCUCCAAUAUGGGUCAGCAGGCUGUGAUGGAAAGUCAGUGUUUAUCAGGACUCCUCGGGGUCCUUCUGUCUCCGUCCCUGUCAGAUGAGACUCUGCUACAUGUGACAUCUUGCUUACAUAACCUCAUGACCUGGGAUCCACGUCAGUCUAAUGUGUCGGUGACAAUAACAUCAGAGCAAGUUUCAAGACUUGUGAAGUUGUCGGGACAAAUACAAAAUCCCCAGCUGUCCUACAACAGUGCGGCCAUCAUCAACAAACUAGAAAUGACUGGGGAGGUGGUCCAGUUGCUGAGACCUCACUACAUCACCAUGUCGGAGUACCUGUUGGUGUUUCUCAAAAAGAAAGAUGUUAAGUUGCAGCAGCUUGGCAUAGUUACAGUAUUCAACCUCAAGAAAGAUGGAGACUUUUCCUCUCUGUUGGCUAACAGCGAGCUGGAGGCUCAGCUCUGGAAGGUGCAUGCGCAGACGGAAGAAACCAGACGGCUGCUGCAAAUGAUUCAGCCCCUCUCUCCAUCCUCUGUUAACCCUUGACUAUCUCAGCACAAACACUGAGAGAUGUGCUCAGUGUUUACAUUCAUGCACUGUUUAGACAAGCAGCAUUUUUAUAUUGUGUUUUAAUAUUUUAUUUCAUUGAUUUUAUGUUUACAGUCAACACAUUAAGUGAGAAACAAGGCAGUGAUGCGGCAUAGUAUCAACUUUAAUGAAAUAUGGCAUAUAUUUCAACAUUUUAACAGGUUAACAAGUGAUAGUUAUAAGCAGUACUUAAACUACAAGAUCAAAUAUUGAUGAUCAGAUACAUUUGCUUUUAUAUGCUUUCAUUAUAAUAAACUCGCUUAAUCUCUA